AUGCUUCCGCUUUACCCUCAGUUUUCAGCCAACCUUUUCCGCCUCGAGCUCAUCCCCACUGGCCUUCUAAUGCGCAGCACACACGUCUGUCUUGGCCUGCGCCUCUGCCUGAUGCUGGUUCUCCUCUUCAUUCUGAAUGGGCCUCAGCCUGCAGCUGCUCAAUUUCCACGGGUCUGUGCAUGGAAUCUGACCAGGCAACUACCUGCCAUUUGUUGUCCUGUGCCAGAGGGUAAGUCGCCCACUAGGGAGUUUGGUUCAUUUCGAAUAUGA
Protopolystoma xenopodis is the source of this 270-nucleotide messenger RNA. The record is from the annotation of a GenBank genome assembly. Lineage: Eukaryota; Metazoa; Platyhelminthes; Monogenea; Polystomatidea; Polystomatidae.